GCCCUGUAAUUUCGUUCCCUGAAAACACAUAGUACGAUCCAUAACGGAGCCGAGUCAUGGGGGUCAUGUCUUCAGCAGCCGUGCUGAUUGCCCUCCUGUUUCUCCAACUCUCCCCGACUGGAAGCACCCUCCUCAACAUCCACAACAACAAAUAUGACAACCUCGUUGUAGCCAUUCACGACAGCGUGCCAGAGAACCUCACCCUCAUCUCCGAGAUGAAGAGCAUUAUCAGCGAUGCGUCCACCGCGCUGUACAAGGCAACUAGGAAGCGCUCCUACAUAGGUAGUGUCACGUUCCUUAUCCCGGGCACGUGGUCUAAACAGCCAGCUUGGGCCAAUGCGAAGGAUGAGACAUUUGAAGAGGCAGAUAUCCGAAUCGACCAGGCGUCCCCAGUGUAUGGCAACAACCCCUACACGGAGCAGCCCGCUGGGUGUGGCGACCCCGGGGAGUACAUCCACCUCACCCCGGAGUAUAUCCUCAACCCUCACUACAGGCUCACCAACUGGGGCGAGGGAGGUCGGACGCUCGUCCACGAAUUCGCGCAUCUCCGUUACGGAGUGUUUGAUGAAUAUGGACUGAACACCGCGGAAUUCCCCAACUUCUACUUGGAUGACGACACCUUGAUGCCAACUGGGUGUACAUACUCUAUCAAAGGUCAUCCUCAAGGGAACUGCACCGUCGAUCCGGCGACACACCUGCCGGGGAGCGACUGCUACUUCCUGACGGACAUAGACGGGAACACCGCCAGGGCGUCCAUCAUGAAUGACCUCUUUGUCAAAUCGGUAACUACAUUUUGUGAGAGUAAUUCCAAUGACCCGGAUUACCUCCACAACGACCUGUCCCCGAACCAGCAUAACAAGAUGUGUGAGGGGAGGGGCACCUGGGACAUCAUCUUGGAGAACCCAGACUUCGUGGGAGGAGCCAACCCUCCCGUCAACAGGACAGAGGCGGAAAUAAGACCUACAUUCAAUGUCCUGUUCAACGAUAAGACCACCACACACAUCGGAGGGGAGGUCUGUGGGAGACCCGUUGUCCUGGUCCUGGAUCUUUCCGGCUCAAUGGUAUCGAACAACCGCUACUUCAAACAAAGUCAGACAGCAGACAAACUCAUCAGAGACAUCCUCCCCGUGGGAACAAAGGUCGGCGUGGUAACGUUUUCUUCCAUUGUGCCUACAAGAAUACCGCUGACGUCGUUGUCGGCAACUUCUGAAAGAGACAGGGUGUCCCAGCUGCUGCCGAAACUGCAGGACUACCGGGGUGGUACUGGGAUUGGAAGAGGACUCCUUCGUGCUAAACAGAUGCUGCAGGAAGCAGGUGUGUCAAAGGAAGGCAGGAUAGUGCUGAUCACAGAUGGAGAGGAGAAUGUUCUCCCUUAUGUAGCUGAUGUGAAAGGAGAACUGAUCCAAGCAGGAGUCCGGGUACAUGCAGUGGCAUACAGUAGUGCAGCUGCCCUGGCUAUAGGGAAAUUAGCUGAUGAAACAGGUGGUCAGUACGCCUACUACUCUGAGGACGCCACCUCCACCGUCCUGGACAGCGUCAUCGAGACGUUGAUGAAAGACAUAUCUAUCUGUACCCACAGGGUCCGUAUUGAGAUAAUGAGAGUAGCUAAGCCUUUAAUUCCAACGACACCCGUUGAAGGCGUCAUCACCAUGGACGCUACAGUUGGGAGUGACACAAUGUUCGUCUUUACACUCACGCAUGGAGCAUCAGUGACGGUAACCCUGACGUCCCCUACUGGCACCAAGUAUACCUCAGCUAGUCCUGAAUAUUCCCUCGACAGCAAACUCAACAUUGUCAGAUUCAACUUCCAGAAAGCGCAAACAGGAGUAUGGCACUAUUCGUUGUUGAGCCCGACGCCUGGCAUAGUGACACUUGUGGUGAAGGCACUACCUGGGGAUCACACACAACCCUAUGAGAUCACUUCCUGGCUGUCCUCCACGGGCGCCGAUCUCUCCGGACCUAACCCCACUAAACUUGUCGUCUACGUCAGUGUACGAAAAGGAUACUCCCCCGUCGUUGAUGCUGACGUAACAGUGACGGUGGAACGACCUUCUGGGCCUCCCGUGACGUUAAAGCCUAUGGACAAGGGGACGUUGCCGGACAACAAGGCUGAUGACGGGGUGUAUUCUGUGUACUUCACCCUGUUCACUGGCAACGAGAGGUACUCCCUGGAUGUGGACGUGAGAACUAUCGCCCACAAAACACGCUACUUCCUUCAGGGGGGUCCUGCCUUCGGGAGGGCCAACUCCAGAUACCCCAAUACCACAGCAACUGUAAAAACUGUGGAGGCCGGCAACUUCACACGCACCACGUCUCCUGGUGCCAUGGACGUUACUGGCUCUGUACCUGGAAAAGACGUGUAUCCCCCUGUUAGAGUCACCGAUUUCAAGGUCGUCGCUUUCAAUGCAAAUAUUGGAACAGUGACCUUGACCUGGACUGCCCCCGGGGACGAUCUCGACGUUGGCACUGCUUCCAGAUACGAAAUACGAAUCGCAGAAACUGCUAAAGAACUGAGCACAAAAUUCUCGUCGUGCCAAAAGGUGACACAACCUAUGAUAUCCGGACUUAUGGCGCCUAAACCGGCCAACAGCAGAGAGGAGAUGACGAUCAAGACCCCAGUGGGUUGGACGACCGUCUGUUUUGCCCUGGUGACCUUUGAUGAAGUCAAUCACGCAUCUGAUAAAUCCAACAUAGCUGUGGCAACUUUCAAACAAGUAACGAUGAAUGACCUAAAAACUGCCGAAACCACACGUCCAACACGCCCACUGACUGGACAGUCGGUGACGCCACGACCUAUGACAACGAAGGGCGGCACGUUAGGCGGUGUGGCUCCGGCUCCGGCUCAGGCUCAGGCUCCGGCUCCAAGCGCAAGUGUGAUCGUCGCCAUUGUGGGCGGCACGUUAGGCGGUGUUGCUAUUGCUGCUGUAGCUGCUGUUGUUAUAGCCAGGAUGUUCAUCAGCAAGAAGGUUCUCCACAUGCCGUCAGACCCGCUGGAUGCCCCAAUGACCGAGCCAGCUGUUCCUAACGAGUCGGUUUUCUUACAAAUGAAAUAUUGAAAUACUGAACGAUGAAUGCAGGGGAAAUUGACAUGUAAUCACGAUCAGUUCGUGUUUAAAACUUCGUGUUUAUCAACUGACCACAAAUGACAUUAUCUGACAAAGCUUAUACAGAGAUCAUCGCUGAACCAGAACAGAGACAGAAAAUACACUGACAGAAUGGUGUUUCUGACAGUGAAUAUAGAUUGUUGUCGUAAGUCUAGACAAGGCAUAUGAUCAAUGAGGUAUACAAAACAAAGACAUUUCUUCGUACUUCUAAUUCACAAUGAUAUGUAUAGAUGAAGUAAAAUACAUUUUCACGA
This is a messenger RNA of Haliotis rufescens (red abalone), 3358 nucleotides long. Its product is annotated as calcium-activated chloride channel regulator 3A-1-like. The record is from RefSeq and is a predicted model, not a curated record. The transcript has 14 exons. Lineage: Eukaryota; Metazoa; Mollusca; Gastropoda; Lepetellida; Haliotidae. Bases 57 to 3056 code for a protein of 999 amino acids.